Naegleria lovaniensis is the source of this 1587-nucleotide messenger RNA. RefSeq lists its product as uncharacterized. The record is from RefSeq and is a predicted model, not a curated record. Gene Ontology annotation, biological process: tRNA wobble uridine modification; tRNA methylation. The transcript is spliced from 2 exons. NCBI's taxonomy places the organism in Eukaryota, Heterolobosea, Eutetramitea, Acrasida, Naegleriidae. Bases 1 to 1587 code for a protein of 528 amino acids. Gene Ontology annotation, cellular component: cytoplasm; mitochondrion. Gene Ontology annotation, molecular function: GTP binding.
AUGAUCCCUGCACAAGACCCAAACCAACCUCAUGACCAACAGCAGCAUGAUCCUAAUCAAAUGGCUCAAAUGAGCGAAAUGAACGAAAAGCUGCAAGAACUGUCCGAAAAAGAAACAGAAGAAUUAGUGAAGAGCUUCCAAGAUCACUUUAAUGACUGCACAAAGGCUUGUAAAAAGCCGAACAUUUUGGUAGCAGGUAUUACUGGUGCUGGUAAAAGUAGCUUGGUCAAUGCCGUUUUCGGAGAGGAAUUGGCAAGAGCAGGUGCCGGUAUGCCUGUCACUCAACACUUCCAAAAAUAUGAACCAAACGAUAAACCAGUUGUGAUCUAUGAUUCUAAAGGUUUGGAAUGGAAUAGUCAUGAAGAGUUUAUUAAAGAAACUGGAAAAUUCUUUAUGGAACUGAGACAAUCACCAGAUGUCGCCAAUCACAUUCACGUUGUUUGGUAUGUGGUCAAUACAGCUCGUGGUAGAUUUGAGAAUUUCGAAGCAGAAGUUGUUAGAGAAGUCUUUGCUCCAACUCCUGUUAUUUUUGUGCUGAAUAAGAGUGACUUGGCUGAUUCUCUUCAACUGAAGGCAAUUAAGAAAGUGAUUGAAGAUGAGAAAUUGGAACAUAAUAAGGGUAUUCACGUUUGUAUUUCAAAGAGAGAAAAUUGGACUCAAUCUUGGUGUCCAGAUUGUCUGAGUGAUGAUGUCUUUUAUGAUGAAGAAACAAAACAGUUAGAAUGCAGUGAUUGUGGGUUUAACUGUAUUCUUAAAGAAAGUUAUGGUAUGAAAAAACUCAUCAACCAUACAUGUGAAUUAUUACCAGAGUUGGCAAGAGAUGCUUUCAUGUAUUCACAAAUUGCUUCAAUGGCUGAAAAAGAUAGAAGAGCUAAAGAAAUUGUGAUUGAAUAUACCAAAGAAAUUACAAUUGAUGCUAAAGGUACAUUUAUCAAAAAGAUUGCCGAAAUGUGUGCCAAGUUAUUUGUGAUUUGGGGAUGGCCACUCACUGGUGAUACUUUCAAAAAUGGCCUUUCGGAUAUGCAACGUGAAUACAUGUCUCAACUGAACUUUAAGGAAAGAUAUGCUGCCGUGGCUGUAGAUAAAUUAUUUGGAUCUCGACUUUCAAAGGCAUUCAGUGGUGUGAUUGGACUCACCAUGAAUCGAGGAAUGAAAAAACUGAACCAACAACUCAUUGAAAAGUGUGCUAAAGGAGAACUCAAAGACAUGAAAAUGGAUGAUUUCAUCAAGGAAUCUGAUCUCACUGAAGACUUUAUCAAAUUCUUCUUUGAAACAGCCAUUACUCAAGGAGUUGAAACCGCUCUCGACAAGUUAUGGGAUUUGUCAAGCGAAGAACUUGUACAACUCAUGAGUCAAAUGGAUUUUCAACACACUGGUUUGUUUGGACACGUGAAUUUCGAAGAAGCAGCAAACAUGGAACAAAUUGAACAACUCAUGCAAAAUGUUGAAGAUGUCUCCAUCUCAGAAGUGGAUGUUGAACUCAAAGAGGAGGACGAAGAAAAGGCUCCUUUGGUCCAACAGUCAUCAGACUCGUCUUCUGAACAGAACAAGAAGAGUGAUGAAGAGGAACAACCACCUGUGGAUUAA